Messenger RNA from Pseudocercospora fijiensis CIRAD86, 1129 nucleotides. RefSeq lists its product as uncharacterized. Gene Ontology annotation, molecular function: ubiquitin protein ligase activity; protein-folding chaperone binding. The record is from RefSeq and is a predicted model, not a curated record. Gene Ontology annotation, biological process: positive regulation of proteolysis; cellular response to misfolded protein; proteasome-mediated ubiquitin-dependent protein catabolic process. Gene Ontology annotation, cellular component: cytoplasm. Lineage: Eukaryota; Fungi; Ascomycota; Dothideomycetes; Mycosphaerellales; Mycosphaerellaceae. The coding region runs from base 1 to 882 and encodes 293 amino acids. The transcript has 2 exons.
AUGUCGUACCUCGCCGACCAAUUGAAAGAGAAGGGCAAUCUCGCAUUUCGAGCGGGCGAUUAUCAAGAAGCAGAGAACUUGUACACGCAGGCCGUACAGAAGUACAGUCGCAAUCAGCUCAUCUUCACCAAUCGCGCCAAUGUCAGAUUAAAGUUGCAGAAAUGGGACGACGCGGUGAACGACUGCCUGAAGUCCAUUGAGAUUACGGGCCAAGGGCAGAAUCAUAAGGCGUACUAUUUUUUGGCACAAGCACAGCUUGCAAUGCAUCACCCACACGAAGCACUCUCAUCAGCAUUGACAGCCUACGACCAGGUUCUCCACCCUGCACCGGCGACAAAAGUGACGUCUCAAGACCUGCAAACAUUCUCCCAGUUUGUGCUUCGCUGCAAGAAAGAAAAGUUUCGAGCUCGCGACAGAGAACGCUUACGACGACAAGGCGACUUACGAGCAGAGUAUGAGGAGACUUUGGAGCAGAAUCGACAGCGUGACCUCGACGACAUCGCGAAUCAAUUACAUUCGGGACAACUUGGUACUAUCGAGGCCUCGGAACGCAGUCAGGAAAUCAACUCGAAUCACGAGAAGAAGCUCACCACUUUACGAACACUAUUCGAAGCGGCAGAUCCUAAGAACCAUAAGCCUCGAGAGAUUCCAGAUCAUCUGGUCGACAUGAUCACUUUUGAGCCCAUGCAUGAUCCGGUCAUCACCAAGAACGGCCACUCCUACGAACGCGCUACCAUAUACGAGCAUUUGAAGCGCACGCAUACGGAUCCGUUGACCAGAGAACCUUUGAAGGUUGACGACUUGCGCAACAAUUAUGGACUGAAAGCCGCUUGUGACGAAUUUUGGGAAAGUGGUGCGAGCCAGUGGAUUGUUGACUGGUAGGACGCGGUAUCGACUCUGCACUGAGCAGAGCACUGAGCAGCUUCAUCAACGAAUGUGGACCAGAGGAAGCACCACUGCUUGGCGAAGUAACAGUAUUGGAUGGCUGUCCUCAAAACUGGCAGUUACACCUACCUUUUGUCGUCAUGCUGUCUCCAAAAGCUGCUUCCCAAGCACCGAUGUUCCCAGCGACCCGGCAGUUCCAAUGGACCCAUGGCAGCCACUUCGAUUAUGCUAUAUGAGAAGACCG